Ylistrum balloti is the source of this 6763-nucleotide messenger RNA. RefSeq names its product probable E3 ubiquitin-protein ligase MGRN1. Gene Ontology annotation, molecular function: ubiquitin protein ligase activity. Gene Ontology annotation, biological process: protein ubiquitination. The record is from RefSeq and is a predicted model, not a curated record. Lineage: Eukaryota; Metazoa; Mollusca; Bivalvia; Pectinida; Pectinidae. The transcript has 14 exons. Gene Ontology annotation, cellular component: cytoplasm. Bases 68 to 2017 code for a protein of 649 amino acids.
CAUUUUGACGAGUUGUUGGAGAAGAAAAGACCAAAUUUGUGGUAUUUUUGCACUCCAUCAUUAAAGGAUGGGUGCCUUUACCAGUAGAAAUAAUGAUGGAGUGGAAGAAGUCGACUAUGCUUCUAACAAUGCAUAUCGCUAUCCUCCGAAAAUGGGUAAUUAUUUUGGUUCUCACUUUAUAAUGGGUGGAGAAAGGUUUGACAUGAGUCAACCUGAGGCAUACUUGUUUGGAGAGAAUUCUGACCUGAAUUUUCUUGGAAGUAAACCAAUACCGUUCCCGUAUCCUCCACCUACGGGAAAUGAGCCCACCAAGACAUUGAAGAGUCUUGUCAAUAUCAGGAAAGAUUCCCUCCGAUUUGUCAGAGUAGAGGAAGCUGAUGCUGCUCAGCUACCAGAUGAUGGAAAGACUAGGAAAUCAUCGGGCUGUAGAUACAAUAUAGAGUUCACAUUUGAUUGUGAUGUACGUUGUGCUAUCACCAUCUACUACUUUGCUUCGGAGGAAAUCAGCAAUGGUCAACUGAUAUAUCGCCCACGAGAUCAAUCUAUGAACUCUGAGACAUUCCACUACAAAAGAGGAGCCAAUCAAGUCUUUUCUCAGCCCACCCACAUCAUCGACCCCAAUAAGUUCUUGGAUGAUGAGUGGCAGUAUGACCCACUGAAGGAGACCAUUCCUGUAGUGAUACAUGCUGUAGUAGAAGAUGAUGACCACUCAAACCACUCCCACAUGACAUUUGCUGUGGUAGAAAGGAGCUCUGUGGAUGGAAGUUACAUGAUCAAACCACUUAAACAGAAGCAAUUUGUAGAUGGACUGCCUUACCUCCUGCAGGAAAUUUACGGAAUCGAGAACAAACAGACUGACCGCUCAAAGCUUGACCCUGAUGAUGACCUGGAGGACAGUGGUGCAGAAUGUGUGAUCUGUAUGUCAGAUAUGAGGGACACACUUAUCCUGCCUUGUCGUCACUUAUGUUUGUGUAGUACCUGUGCAGAGUCUCUCAGGUACCAGGCCAGCAGCUGUCCAAUUUGUCGCUCACCUUUCAGGGCCCUGCUUCAGAUAAGAGCUAUGAGGAAAAAACAGUCGGUUCCUCUGCAUCAGACAGAAGGCAAUGACGAGAACCCUGUCAGUCAGGAGGGGGUACCUCCAGGUUAUGAGGCUGUUUCCCUCAUUGAGGCCCUCAAUGGUCCCUGUAAUCAGUUCUUCCCUGCUCCAGGUGAUGGGUUUCCAGUGUCUAUGAGGAUGAUGCAGCCAGGUGACCUAGAUACCUACCAUAGGGAAAAGAAACGGUCAUCAAAAAGGAAUGUGAUCGCAGUUGACUCAGCAAAAGAUAAUCAACAGAAUGUGGUGUUCCGAGCUGACGACAAAAAAAUGUUAGAGGAGGAGGAACGAGAAUCCCAGGACCAACCCCAGGUUGUAAUGAUGGCCCAUUCAGAGCAAGCCAAGUCUCCAAAGAAAAAGGAUCUCAACAAACCAUUGUAUGAUGAAAGUUCUGAUGAGAUGAAAGCAUCUAAAGAUGGUGACUCACAAGAUAGAAAGGGCCUACAGGUGUAUGACCUGGGAGAGUCUGAAGCUGACAGUGACUAUGAAUUGAAGCCUAUUCAGGUGAAGCAGAGUCACUUGUCAGCUGAAGACCUUGCCGAUGACGAGAGGGAAGACAGUUCAGAAGCUGAACCAGAGCCAGAUCCAGACUACGACAAUGCCAUCAACAAUGAAACAGAAAGGAGCCAGGACGAGGAAAGUGGGGAAGAAUGCACAGCAUCGAUGGCUUCAAGUCAGGCAGAAGUGGGUCAUGUUAGAGACUAUGAGGACAGAAGAGUGACAUACAUCAAAGGACUGAGUAGAAGUGCUAAUGAGGUGAACGCAGACAAUGAUGGGUACACACCUCUCCAUGUGAGAAAUAGUUUAUCCCUGCCAGUAGCCUCCAGUAGUAGUACUGAGGUAUCAAGCUUUGGCAGUGCUAGCAGUUCCCAGGGACUUCUUCCGUCGGAUGUGGUGUCUGAUGAUGAUAAGCUUGAUCUGUGAUGAAUGAUGACUAACUCACAAGUAUAAACCAUUGAGAGCUGAAAGCAUGGUUGUUCAGCUAUAUUUCUGUCAUCAGUGAUGUUCAAUGAUUUCAGACUCUACAAACCAAGUAUCCCAUCAGUCCCAUGUGUUGACUAGUGAUGGUCUACUAGAUCUGACAGGAUUCCCUCUUCUUUGUUCCAAUCUAGUCCAUUCAGUUCAAUAGUAUUGAAUCUGACACACAUCUUACUGGUGAAUGUCGGUAGUCUGUGGCAGGUUCCAGGAAGUUUUGAAAAUGAGGCUUUCAGAGAUAUUCUGAUCAGAUUUACCAAGUAAGUCUUCUGUAGAUAGAGGCAUCAAGAUGUUCCACCCAUGGAGCUAGCAGUCAGGUAAGAACCUUGUGAUUCCAGAAUUAGCCAAUCCUUUUUGCUUACAAUUUGUCCCACCUCUUAUCUGGAAACUUAUGGAAAAUUACUACACAUGACAGUGAGGAUAAUAAUUUACUUAGUGUUCUGUAUUGUAUACAAAUCAUUGAAGACCAAUUUGAACAUUUGUUUAAUGAUUGCUCAUUUCUAUUAAAUUCUGCAGAUGCCACAGGUUUCUUUGAAUUAUUAGAGAUUUUUCACCUGACCAAGAUGUCAAUUUUAUCAAGUAUCACAUCAAUAUGAGGUCACAUUCUGUUGAUAUUUAGAUUAAAAAAGAAAGUGUAAACAAAUAUAUAUUACUGGUGAUCUUGAAGUACAUUUACAAUGAAAGUAGUAUGCUAAAAUAUAAGUACACUGAAAUAGAAUUACGCUAAAAACAGGAGUAUGAUAAAAACAGGAGUAUGCUAAAAACAGGAGUAUGCUAAAACAGGAGUACGCUAAAACAGGAGUAUGUGAAAAACAGGAGUACGCUAAAACAGGAGUAUGCUAAUUGCUGUUUAUGUAUGAUGUUUAUAUAGGAAUUAUUGUGGAUGUGUAAGGUGAUCAUUGCACUAAAUUGCUAAAAUGUGAAAAUGUGUUGAAAUUUGACUGGGCCAAAUAAAGUACAUUUACAGUAAAUACUUGCAUGAAGGUCUCUGAGGUAUCUACAUGGGUUGGAGUUUCUCAGUGUUCUAUAAUGUAGACAUGUUUACAUUUCUUACAUACACAAAAGUUGGAGAUAAGCAUUUUAUUUCUCACUGACAACCAUACAGAAACUCCUCAAUCAAGAUUAUACAGAUUAUGUACACGUGUACUAGACAUCUAAGAUUAUACAGAUUAUGUACACGUGUACUAGACAUCUAAGAUUAUACAGAUUAUGUACACGUGUACUAGACAUCUAAGAUUAUACAGAUUAUGUACACGUGUACUAGACAUCUUGGUAAAUCUUUUUGGAAUAUAUCUACAGAUUUUUUUUCAAUUUUUGAACAGUAGUUUUCUGAAAUGUAAAUUGUUGUGAUGUAUGAUGUACUUUAGUUAUUACAUGUUAGUGAAGGAGUGUCUGUGAUACCAAAAAUGUCAAAUGUAGCAGGAAGCUGGAUAAAUGUCCAUUUGUAAAUAUCUUUAAUUUAUGAUUUGAAAAACGUGUUAAAAUCUGCAUCUUAACUUUAUUUAGAAAGCUGCACAUGUCUUUCUGUUGGUGAUGAGGUCAGACCUUAAACACACAUGUGUUAGUGUUAGUGUUAGACCCUAUACAGUACAUGUGUGUUAGUGUUAGUAUUGGACCCUAUACAGUACAUAUGUGUGAGUGUUAGUUUUAGACCCUAUACAGUACAUGUGUGUUAGUAUAAGUGUUGGACCCUAUACAGCACAUGUGUGUUAGUGUUAGACCCUAUACAGUACAUGUGUGUUAGCGUUAGACCCUAUACUGUACAUGUGUGUUAGCGUUAGACCCUAUACAGUACAUGUGUGUUAGCGUUAGACCCUAUACAGUACAUGUGUGUUAGCGUUAGACCCUAUACAGUACAUGUGUGUUAGCGUUAGACCCUAUACAGUACAUGUGUGUUAGCGUUAGACCCUAUACAGUACAUGUGUGUUAGCGUUAGACCCUAUACAGUACAUGUGUGUUAGCGUUAGACCCUAUACAGUACAUGUGUGUUAGUGUUAGACCCUAUACAGUACAUGUGUGUUAGUGUUAGUGUUAGACUCUAUACAGUACAUGUGUGUUAGUGUUAGUCCCUAUACAGUACAUGUGUGUUAGUGUUAGUCCCUAUACAGUACAUGUGUGUUAGCGUUAGACCCUAUACAGUACAUGUGUAUUAGUGUUAGUGUUAGACCCUAUACAGUACAUGUGUGUUAGUGUUAGUCCCUAUACAGUACAUGUGUGUUAGUGUUAGACCCUAUACAGUACAUGUGUGUUAGUGUUAGUGUUAGACCCUAUACAGUACAUGUGUGUUAGCGUUAGACCCUAUACAGUACAUGUGUGUUAGUGUUAGUGUUAGACCCUAUACAGUACAUGUGUGUUAGUGUUAGACCCUAUACAGUACAUGUGUGUUAGUGUUAGACCCUAUACAGUACAUGUGUGUUAGCGUUCGACCCUAUACAGUACAUGUGUGUUAGUGUGAGACACUUUACAGUACAUGUGUGUUAGUGUUAGUGUUAGACCCUAUACAGUACAUGUGUUAGUGUUAGUGUUAGACUCUAUACAGUACAUGUGUGUUAGCGUUAGACCCUAUACAGUACAUGUGUUAGUGUUAGACUCUAUACAGUACAUGUGUUAGUGUUAGACUCUAUACAGUACAUGUGUUAGUGUUAGUGUUAGACCCUAUACAGUACAUGUGUUAGUGUUAGACCCUAUACAGUACAUGUGUUAGUGUUAGUGUUAGACUCUAUACAGUACAUGUGUUAGUGUUAGACUCUAUACAGUACAUGUGUUAGUGUUAGUGUUAGACCCUAUACAGUACAUGUGUUAGUGUUAGACCCUAUACAGUACAUGUGUGUUAGUGUUAGACCCUUUACAGUACAUGUGUGUUAGUGUUAGUGUUAGACCCUAUACAGUACAUGUGUUAGUAUAAGUAUUGGACCCUAUACAGCACAUGUGUGUUAAUGUUAGACCCUAUACAGUACAUGUGUGUUAGUGUUAGUGUUAGACCCUAUACAGUACAUGUGUUAGUGUUAGUGUUAGACCAUAUACAGUACAUGUGUUAGUGUUAGUGUUAGACUCUAUACAGUACAUGUGUUAGUGUUAGUGUUAGACCCUAUACAGUACAUGUGUGUUAGUGUUAGACCCUAUACAGUACAUGUGUUAGUGUUAGUGUUAGACUCUAUACAGUACAUGUGUUAGUGUUAGUGUUAGACCCUAUACAGUACAUGUGUGUUAGCGUUAGACCCUAUACUGUACAUGUGUGUUAGUGUUAGACCCUAUACAGUACAUGUGUGUUAGUGUUAGACCCUAUACAGUACCUGUGUGUUAGUGUUAGACUCUAUACAGUACAUGUGUGUUAGUGUUAGACCCUAUACACUACAUGUGUGUUAGUGUUAGACCCUAUACAGUACAUGUGUGUUAGUGUUAGACCCUAUACAGUACACAUUAGGAGUCACUUUGUAUUGAUGAUUUUAUGUGAAAUGCAAUGUUACGUGAUUAAUGAUAUUUUUAGUUGUAUUGGUUCCUGCCAUUUAUGAUGUUCAUAUAUAUGAUUGAUUGUAAUUUGAUUUUUAUAUUUUGUAAAUAUGAUAUUUUGAGUUGUAUAUAUUCUUUGUUUGCGAGAUAGUAUGAGAAUCACACCAUUGUGUAUUUAAUGUAAAAGUACUCUGUGUGAGUGUCAUUUGUGUACCUCAUUAAUGAUAAGUGUAAAUAGGUCAUUUUCACACACACAUGUUACAUAUGAUCUGGUGUGAAAUACCGAGCUGAUGUAGCAUGUAUUAUCAAACUUGCCACUAUAGUGCAGAGAAGUAGAAUGUGCUAGGUAUGUGCAAUCAAUACAGAAAUUCAACAUAAUUGACCUUGUAUGGUUAAGGUGCUUUUGUUCUCAUAUAGAAUAUUGUUUGCCACUGUUAAUUUAUCUGCUGGUCAGAAAACAUACAAAUCAGUGGUUUUAAUGUGAUAUACAGGUGUGAAACACAGUCUCAAGAUAGUUUAAUGACACAAAAAAUGUCCAUAAUCUUUUAUAAUCAACAUGAUUUAGAAAGUUAAGGUAGGAUUUCACCUAGUCCAAGUUGGAACAGAUGACAUAUUUUCAAGGUUUCAAGCCCAAACAGGUGACCAAUUUUCCAAGUUACAAGUUUGAACAGGCGACAUAAUUUCAGAUGAUCUUUCCUCAAUACACUUACUGUGUCCAGAAGUAUUCAUAGUUGAAGCUUACCACUUGCUUUAGAAGACCAGAUAUCACCUUGAUGGAAGAACUGCUCACUCUAAGAGUGACUACCUUGUCUGCCUAAUAAACCACAUCAUCUGUAAUAAACAAUAUAAUUGAUAUUAUACACAAUCCCUUCUAUUUUAACAAGUUCAUUUUUGACUUGUGUUAUGUUCAUGCACUGUUUGAAAUUGUACUGUUUGUCACUUCUCUGUGUUACAAAUAUUUUAAUUUGCUAUGACAGAUUUUUUCGUGACUUUCAUGUAGAUUUAUUUGCAUACAAAAAAAUGGGUCAAAAUGUUUUAUUUUGCCAGAUUCCAUAUUGUUUAUUGAAUUUGAACAGUCCUUGAUCCCUAUCAGGCAUAAGUGUGGUGUCUACUUCAGUUGAUCAUUGUGUUAGAGAUUUCCAAACAUGUAUGAUGUCCAUUUUGUGGAAAAAGACUGUUAAAAGAUAUUCUGUCAGUGAUGAAUUCAGACAUUGAUUUUUUUCAGAAAUAAAUAAAUUGAAAACA